AUGUGCGAUAGUUCAAUAUUAACGCCCUCUUCCUGUAAAUAAAACUCAGCUGGUGUUGUAUAAGUGAUCCAAACGUCACUUCAUCGAUCUUAGAUACAAGAUGACAAUCGUGUUCAGUUGUGUGGCCAAUGGCACUAUCGUGCUUUGUAGCCAUCAGAUCGGGGCAGGAUCUUUUGAGACUGUUGCAGAGUCCAUACUGCGUAACAUCCCCACACGGAACGAUGGCAAGACCACCUACAGUUCUGACAGUUACAUGUUCCACUGUGAAGUAGCCAAUGGUAUCAUUUUCCUGUGUGCAGCUAAGGCCGACUUUGGAAAGAAACAACCUUAUGCAUUUUUGGCUGAGAUCAAGAGAAAGUUCCAGAGUGGGACAAUGGCCAUGCGGGCUGUGACCCCAAGGUCACAUGAACUGGAUGGGGAGUUUGGCAUGGUUCUAGGCCAGAACAUGGAAAAGUUCUCAAAACCGGCCAAUGACAAUCUGUCUGUACUGAGGUCACAGGUCGAUGAGGUGAAGGAUGUCAUGACACAGAACAUAGAGAAGGUUUUAGAGAGGGGAGAGCGGCUAGACGACCUUGUGGACAAAACCAAUGACCUUGAAGCCAGUGCUCAAACAUUCCAAAAAACAGCUACAAAGUUGAGGCGUAAAUAUUGGUGGAAGAAUACCAAGAUGAUGAUGAUUCUAGGUGGGGUGAUAUUUGUAGUACUGGUAAUAGUAGUGCUACUGAUCCUGUAUGGCGCAAAGGUUUUUGACUCGUCUUCAUCAACAACCACCACCACCAUCGCCCCUACACCCCUUCCAUCCACUGCACGUACUAAUGGCUGAUGAUAAAACCUCUGGUCGUCUCUCCAAACAGUGCCAAUAUGUAUACUGAUGUCCUUCUCCGGAGGGACGAGAAACAUUAUACUUUAUGACUUUGUUAUAAAAAGCUUUAUGAAUUUUAAAAAAAGUUUACAAGCUAUAUUUUAUGGAGAAGCUUACUAAACUAUACCUUGCAUUAGCAUGGAAGAGCAUGCACAUGUAUAUAUGUUGCCAUGGAAUAAUAUUUAAAAUUCAAAGGAAAUUUAAUGUUUGAACAAAAGGUACAGGUGGAUUCAUAUUGACAAUCAGGAAACAGGAAUAAAAUGCAUAACAAUACAUACAGUCUCUAGCCACUUGGUCUCAUGUUCGCGGCCUACGUUGGGCAGAAGCCAGGAGCUGGCCGCAGGUCAGUGAUUUAUUCACCGGGUACUCCAGCUUCUCUCCAACACCAAAAACAUGGCACAUCCUUAAAUAACCAUAUCUGUUAACAGGACGUAAAACACAAAAAAAUAACAUGGGCGCAGAUGUGCAAAUUUUAACCCCAAUAGCCAGGUGAGUGAUGCAAGGCCCUUAAUUGUGCCUCUUGUAGACUUUUCCAAGUUAUUCUAGUCCAGUUCAAAGCAAAUUUGUUAUUUCUCAUAGUCCUGAAUGUAAACAGAUGUUGUUAUUUUUUGGUUAAAAGGACAUGAACACACUUCUUCUUAUUGGCAUUUUUUACUUCUUUUUUUAAGAUUUUCCAAGUUGAUUUGUACCAGGAUUGGUAGAGAUGAACCUCUUAUUUGCACACAGGUAGUCUUAAGCGAUUCCCUUUUUCAUUGGUCCCUCAGUAUGUACUACUUAGUUGAACUUUGCAUUUUACUUUUAUACUCAAAAUACAAGUUUUAAUGAGAAAACAAUAUCAAAAGUAAGUCGAUGUGACCUACAUUUUCUGCUUCUCUGAUAUUGGUUAGACUCUGCAUUUACUGGGUUGCUGUACUUCCUUGGGAACUCCUUGUGUUUACUUUCCUUGUAGCUCCAUUUCCAUAAAGCAGACAGCAGCAUAUGUAGGUACACUUUCUUUUCAGUCAACAAUAAUGCCCACUGGUCUUGAGUAGUGCAAUGAUUACGUAUUACAGUUCAUUAUGGUCAUGUUUUCAAAGAAUGUUUGACUGAAGGAAAUGUUAUUGAUAAGUAUAUACAUAUGCCAUGACCUAAGUUAUACUGUAAAAGUUUUAAUGUUAGUGUAAAUAGAAUUUUGUUUAGUUAGACUGAAAUAUUUCAUAUUUGAGCUCAUAAACAUAAAACUGUGAAAGUUUAACAAAUAACAUUUUUUUGUAUAUAUUUCUGUAAAUAUAGAAUGUUUACAAUGAUCUAUACAUGCAUGUUAGUGUCUGGGGGUUGGGAAGCGAGUCUAAUGGUCACAAAAUCACAGAUAUCACACAGCUCUCCGGUAUGUGCCUUACCAAUAUUUAUAAAAAUAAUUUAAUUAUUAUAUUGUUUGUUGUUGGAUAAAACAUAACUUUUGUGUGCUACUUGUUCAUGACACAUUUAAAUCUACCGUAGUUAAUACUCUCUACCAUUAGUCCAUUGUUGCAUCCUCACAACAGCUAAGGACAUGUGAAGACGGUGGUUGAUACGACAUGUUUAACAGGGUGUAUACAUAAAGAAAACCGCCCAGUAGAUAAGUUAUGUGUGCUAGUCAUUCUGUGUUUACCGAGGUAGUUAUAGGUUUAAGUUGUUCUUUGCUGACCAAUAUUUAAUUUCUAAGUGACUUUAUAAUAAAUAUAUGCUAGAAAUACUCAUCAUUCAGGUGCAUAAUUGACUACAAAAUACUGCAAACAAAAAUGUUUGAUUCAUCAUAACUUUUGAAGUAUAAUGUACAUGUAAGUAUAAGUACUUGUUUUGUUCAGAGACAGAAAAAAUGAAGCAUUACUUUUUAAUGUCCAUUAUACAUAAAUACAUAUUGUUGCUUUUAAAUAGAACUGUUUUAUAUACACAUAUUUUUCGGGAUAUGUUAUAAUGUCCAUCAACACUUUUGUUUUUGCUCUGUUACUUCCCUUUUUAUAUCAAACUUCAUGAGGUUAUAUUGUUUAACCAGAGGUAGUUUCUUCGACAUGACUUAACCGUUUCUAAAAUCAUCUUCACCAAACUUUAUUGGGUUGUAUUAAUUGGUAAAAAGUACCAGCAGUCACCUUCUUUUAAUAUUACUUUAUCAAAAUACCAUUAAAGGUUUGUGCUGUCAGUCUGUUUAGCUAAUGAUUUCUUCUUUGAAUUUCAUGAAACUUUUCAAAUAUCAUUAUUACAUCACAGGUCAGAACUAUAUAAGGUUCAAUCUUCAUCAAAGUUAACUCAUUCACCCCUGAUGACACAUCUGAACUCCUCCAAUCCAAAGGUUGGAAAAGCUUUAUUCUCUUGGAGAUAACAUUAAUUUGUAGGAGUAACAGAUAUAUUCAAAGUUAGUUCAUUCAAUAUUGAUUCCUUCAAUGCAAUUUCCUGAUGGUUUUACUGCUCUUUAUUAAAUCUCUUCUCAUUUAUAGUAAUCUGCAACAGCAGUGGGUGUAUUAUAUACCAUUCAUGGUACUCUGAAGUUUGUUAUCAUCUUAUACACUGAAAAAAUAUUCCUACAUUUGAUGUACAUGUGGUGAUUUUCCUCUUUAUUACUUUUUUAAGCGGAUUUAGAUAAAUUUCUAUAUUGAUAAUCAAAAACAUUUUAACACUAUGAUGUGCAUUAUCUUUUAAGAAUAUUUUGUGAUAUGUUUGAAGAAGGUUGGAAUAAAAUGAACAAUUU
Messenger RNA from Mizuhopecten yessoensis (Yesso scallop), 3566 nucleotides. Its product is annotated as vesicle-associated membrane protein 711-like. NCBI's taxonomy places the organism in Eukaryota, Metazoa, Mollusca, Bivalvia, Pectinida, Pectinidae. The record is from RefSeq and is a predicted model, not a curated record. The coding region runs from base 101 to 823 and encodes 240 amino acids. Gene Ontology annotation, biological process: vesicle fusion; exocytosis. Gene Ontology annotation, cellular component: membrane; SNARE complex. Gene Ontology annotation, molecular function: SNAP receptor activity; SNARE binding. The transcript is spliced from 6 exons.